AUGGCUGCUUUGGGAAUUCUUAGCUAUGAACAAAGACCUCUGAAAAGACCUCGCCUUGGACCACCUGAUGUCUACCCACAGGACCCUAAGCAGAAAGAGGAUGAACUAACUGCAGUGAAUGUGAAACAAGGCUUCAGUAACCAGCCGGCCUUUUCUGGAGACGAGUAUGGAUCGGCCAGGAACAUUGUCAUUAACCCAUCUAAGAUUGGAGCAUACUUCAGUAGUAUUCUUGCUGAAAAGUUGAAACUAAACACGUUUCAAGAUACCGGAAAGAAAAAGCCACAAAUUAAUGCCAAAGACAACUAUUGGUUGGUGACGGCGCGUUCUCAGGGUGCUAUCCACAGCUGGUUUACUGAGCUUGCUGGUAACAAACACCUGACUGUUUUAGCUAAGACGGUACCUAUACUUAGUAAAAAAGAAGAUAUAUUCGGCUACCUGGCCAAAUAUUCAGUGCCACUUUUACGGGCUGCCUGGCUGGUGAAGAUGACCUGUGCAUACUAUGCUGCUAUUUCAGAAGCUAAAAUAAAGAAACGUCAGUCAACUGAUCCAAAUAUAGAAUGGACUCAGAUAUUAACUAAAUAUCUUCGGGAUCAAUUGGUAAAGAUUGCUGAUUUUUAUCAUGCAAGCUCCAGCCAACAGUCUCAAUCCAACAAUCCCUUAGUGGUAACACAGGAUAUGGAACAGGCCUUAAAGCAAUGGGAAUACAAUGAGAAAUUGGCAUUUUACAUGUUUCAGGAAGGUUUGUUAGAAAGACAUCAAUACUUAACAUGGAUGCUGGAAGUUUUGGAAAAAGUCCAUCCAUUGGAUGAUGAACUUCUGAAAAUCCUAUUACCGCUUGUUUUGCAGCACUCUGAAGAAUUUGUACAAUCUGCGUACUUGUCACGGCGCCUUGCCUAUUUCUGCUCCAGGCGCCUUUCUGCUCUGCUGAGUGAUUGUGCAAGUUCUGCCAAUGCGCAUGCCUCCAUUGCAAUGAUGGGCACAAACAAUCCUCCAAUAUCUGCUCCGAGUCCUAGUACUACGGGACCAGUCGUCAAUUCUGCCCAUCUGCCCUGUGCUGAUUUUCAGACAUGUCCCCAACACCGCCCAUUAGUAUAUGGUCUUAGCUGCAUGCUACAAACUAUCACUCUCUGCUGUCCAAGUGCCUUGGUGUGGAACUAUUCCACAAAUGAAAGUAAAAAUACAAAUCCAGGUUCUCCACUGGAUCUUCUUCAGGUUGCCCCAUCCAGCCUGCCUAUGCCUGGUGGAAACUCACUGUUUAAUCAACAGGUUCGAGCUAAGGUUUAUGAAGUUGAACAGCAGAUUAAAGUAAGAGGUCAGGCUGUGGAAGUCCGGUGGUCAUUUGAUAAGUGCCAAGAAUCAGCUGCAGGUGGUACUAUUAACAGAGUUUUGCACACAUUGGAAGUUUUAGAUCGGCAUUGUUUUGACAGACUGGAUUCCACUAACUCUUUGGAUACCUUGUACUAUAAGAUAUUUUGCAUAAAUCAAAAUAAGGACAGCCAGGAGGUGCCUCCUAGUGAUGAAGCAGUGAUCACUUUACUUUGCGAGUGGGCUGUGAGCUGCAAGCGGUCUGGAAAACACCGAGCAAUGGUGGUGGCUAAGCUUCUUGAAAAGAGGCAGCUGGAAAUAGAAACUGAACGAUGCAGUGACUCAGAAGUCUUGGAUGAGAAGGAAUCUAUCUCUUCUACAUCUCUUGCUGGAUCCAGCUUGCCAAUCUUCCAGCAUAUCUUACUCCGAUAUUUAGAUUCUCAAGCUCCAACUCUCAGUGACCCAAAUGAUGAACACGAGAAAACAGAGUUUAUAAAUUUGGUUUUACUCUUUUGUGAGUUUAUCCGCCAUGAUAUAUUUUCUCAUGAUGCAUAUAUGUGUACUCUGAUAUCACGUGGGGACUUGUCAGUCAGCAACCGAUCUCAUUCACCAAAUCUGGAACAUUUAGAUGACCAUUACACUAAAGAUCUCAGUGUCAAGCUGGAGGAACAAGGCUUGGGAGACCAAAUGGGGAUGGACUCGGGCGCAGCCCACCUCUUUGACGACAUUGAGAAAAAUAACUUCAAAACAGACUUUGGCUCAGAAUUUCCAAUAUUUUCGCCGGUGUCUGGAGACCGCCAUAAUUACGACUCUCCAUCACUUCAAAGAAGAGUUUCAGCUUCAAGUGAAAAAUCAGUAAAACAAGAAAUGAUUUUCCCUUCUACUUACGAGCUUCUACGCCAUUUCCAGUAUGCAACUCACUUUCCCAUUCCUCUGGAGGCAUCAUCAAGUCAUGAAUGUAACCAGAGAAUGAUUUUACUAUAUGGAGUAGGAAGAGAAAGAGAAAAGGCCAGACAUCAACUUCGGAAACUUACUAAAGAUCUCUUAAAGAUUCUGAAUACAAAUGGCACAAGUGAAUUUGCUGUUGGAGAUGAUGGACAACGGAUGAGAAAGAGCAAGCAGGAGUCACUUCCAAGUCUAGAGAGUACAUUUUCUAGGCUGCAGCACUUGUCCUACUUUGAUCAACAUCAUGUAACAUCCCAGGUAUCUUGUAACAUGCUGGAACAAAUCACAAGCUUCGCUUCUGGGACUUCUUACCACCUUCCUCUGGCUCACGAUGUCCAACUUAUAUUUGAUAUAAUGGAACCUGCCCUCAACAUCAAUGGUCUCAUUGAUUUUGCUGUACAGCUCCUAAAUGAACUGAGCAUGGUGGAAGCAGAGUUACUGUUGAAAUCAUCGAGCCUGGCAGGAAGUUACACAACUCGCCUCUGUCUGUACAUUGUGGCCGUGCUCAGGCGGUAUCAUCCAUGUCUAAUUUUAAAUCCUGAGCAAACAGCACAAGUUUUUGAAGGAUUGUGUGGUGUGGUCAAGCAUGUUGUCAAUCCAUCAGAAUGCUCCUCUCCAGAACGCUGUAUUCUGGCAUAUUUGUAUGACCUCUAUGUAUCAUGUAGUCAUUUAAGGAUUAAAUUUGGAGAUCUAUUCAGUAGUGCUUGUUCUAAGGUAAAGCAGACAAUAUACAGCAGCGUGCAGCCUUCCAACUCUAAUGUGUUGUGGGAUCCAGACUUCAUGGCAGACUUUAUAGAGGACCCUUCUGUUCACAAUAUUAACCACAUGAUGCUGGGAAAGAUUCUCAGUGAAAAUGCAGCAAAUCGCUACAGUUUUGUAUGUAAUGUCCUCAUGAAUGUUUGUAUGGGGCACCAAGAUACAGAAAGGAUCAAUGAUAUAUCUAACCUGUGUGCUGAGCUGACGGCCUGCUGUACCAUAUUGAGCUCAGAAUGGUUGGGAGUCCUGAAGGCUCUCUGUUGCUCCUCCAAUCAUGUGUGGGGCUUCAACGAUUUACUCUGCAGCGUGGACGUUAGUGAUCUCUCAUUUCAUGACUCUCUGGCCACUUUUGUUGCUGUUCUAAUUGCACGGUAUUGCUUUUCAUUGGAAGAUGUGGUUCAGCACGUUGCUCUUCCAUCUCUACUGGCUGCAGCUUGUGGGGAUCCAGAUGCUGAACCAGGUGCCAGAAUGACAUGUCGCCUCCUUUUACAUCUGCUGAGAACACCAAAGAUCAGCACAUAUGGAAUGACAAAUGGGAAACUUGCCCCUGGAUUGUGCUUUUCAUGUGACAGACAUCUUUUGGCAGCUGCUCACAACAACAUUGAGGUGGGAGCUAUAUUUGCAGUCCUAAAGGCUAUCCUGAUGCUGGGAGAUGCUGACAUUGGUAAUAGUAAUAUCAGCUCUUCUAGGCACAUCAAGACUGAUAUGAUGGAUCAUCCAUUAGAUGAAAGGGUUCCAGAGUCUCAAUCAAGUCUACAAUCAUCUGGAAAGCCAUUUGCUAUUGAGACGGCUAGCUUAAGCGAGUACGCCAAGUAUGUUUUGAGAACGAUUUGUCAACAGGAGUGGGUUGGAGACCACUGUUUGAAAGAACCAGAGAGGCUAUGUACCGAUAAAGACCUCAUCUUGGAUCCUGUCCUCUCAAAUAAACAAGCACGGAAACUGCUACAGUUGAUUUGCUACCCUCAUGGAGUAAAUGAUUCAGUUGAGGGAGACAACAUCCAACGGCUUCAUAUUAAGCGUAUCCUACAGAACCUUGACCAGUGGACACUGAGGCAGUCGUGGCUGGAGAUUCAGCUGAUGAUCAAGCAAUGCAUGAAGGAACCUGGCCCCAGCUCAGUGAAUGAGAUGAAUGCACUUCUGGAUAAUAUUGCAAAGGCCACCAUAGAAGUAUUCCAGCAGUCCGCUGAACUAAACAGCAGCCCCAGUAAUCCGGCCAGUGGUCUUUUCAAUGCGAGCUGUGCUGCACAUGUGGACAAUACAAGGCAUAAUGUGAAGUCAGCCUUCCUCAGCUCUUCUGAACGUAGGGGUGUCUGGCUUGUGGCACCUCUGAUUGCUAAAUUACCUACCUCAGUCCAAGGCAGAGUGCUAAAGGCAGCAGGGGAAGAACUGGAGAAGGGACAGCACCUGGGGUCAUCCUCAAAGAAAGAAAGAGAUAGACAAAAGCAAAAAAGCAUGUCUUUGCUAAGUCAGCACCCAUUCCUUUCCUUGGUGCUAACCUGUUUGAAAGGACAAGAUGAGCAGAGAGAAGGACUCCUGACAUCUCUACAAAACCAAGUAAAUCAGAUUCUAAGUAAUUGGAGGGAAGAGAAAUACCACGAUGAUGUGAGAGCCCGGCAGAUGAUGCACGAAGCCCUUCAGCUACGGCUCAAUUUGGUUGGGGGGAUGUUUGACACAGUGCAGAGAAGCACACAAUGGACUGCAGACUGGGCUGUUCUGCUCCUUCAGAUUAUUACAUCCGGGACAGUUGACAUGCAAACAAACAAUGAAUUAUUCACGACUGUUCUUGAUAUGCUGGGUGUCCUUAUAAAUGGAACCCUCGCCUCUGAUCUCUCCAGCGUCUGUCAAGGAAGUUCAGAGGAGAAUAAAAGGGCUUAUAUGAACCUGGUGAAAAAGCUUAAGAAAGAAAUUGGUGAUAAACGAUCGGAGAGCAUCGAUAAAGUCCGCCAACUUUUACCAUUGCCAAAACAGACCUGUGAUGUCAUUACCUGUGAGCCCAUGGGAUCCCUCAUUGACACAAAGGGCAACAAAAUCGCUGGAUUUGACUCUAUUGACAAGAAACAAGGCCUUCAGGUUUCAAAUAAACAGAAGGUAUCUCCUUGGGACCUUUUUGAUGGUCACAAAAACCCAGCUCCUCUCUCCUGGGCUUGGUUUGGAACCGUUCGUGUGGAUAGAAAAUCAAUAAAAUAUGAAGAGCAGCAUCACCUUCUUCUCUAUCACACUCAUCCAAAGCCCAAACCUCCAAGUUACUACCUGGAACCAUUGCUACUUCCUCCAGAAGAAGAAGAUGAGGAAGAUGAACCUUCGACCCCAGUGUCUGCAGGCCUAGAGGGGAAGACAACAGACUUUUCUGAUCCUGGGAAAUCAAUAAAUGAUGAAGAAAAGAAAUCCAAAAGCAGAAAGCGCAAGAGCAAGGCCAACCCUCGAACAGAUGAAUAUCCUCAAAAUACUGUAUGUCGAGCCCCACCAAAUUUUUCACCCCUGUCAUCUCAAAUGUUACAUCAGACUCCAGUUAGUACAUGGAGUUACAAUGUUGCAGGGCAGCAACAGGCGAACUUCUACUUGCAGAAUCCAUCCUUCAUAUCCGCUGGCUGCAGAUUGGAUCCUGCGGGUCCGUUUCUUCCUACAAACACAAAGCAAGCCCUGUCAAACAUGUUACAAAGACGGUCGGGCACAGUCAUGCAGCCUCCCUCCAUGCAUGUGAUCGGCUCUCAACAGCAGCUAUUACAGAUAAAACUAUUACAACAGCAGCAGCAGCAACAACGACUCCUUCGGCAGCAUGUACAAGCAAGAACACUUCAGCAGGGUCAAACAAUGGAACAGGCUGCUCUAUUUUCUCAACAAAUACGACCUUCCCAAGCAUACCCAGGCAUUCAGCAAGCGCAGCCAGUUCCACAGGGGUACACAAUGUACAGUACUCAGGAGCCAGUUCAGCAGCACCAUGGUGGAGGUGAACUACUUACUCCCAGUUAUAACUCGCGGGCAACCACCGCAGCUUCUCCUAGUUCCGCUCUGAUGGAAAGGCUGCGACAGAUUCAUCAACAGCCCUCUGGAUAUGUGCAGCAAGGAGCUUCCUUCAUACAACCAAUGGCAAGUAAUCAAAGGUUUCCUCAUCAGCCGUUGCAGCAGAGCCCUUUGAUCGGCGGAGGCCUGGAACCAGUAGCGGCACAAGUUUUACAUUCAAAUCUUAGUUCUGUGCAGCAGAACCAGGAGCAGUUGAGACAGAGACAGCAGCAAAUUUGCCAACAGAGACUUGUACAGCUACAACAACAGCAAAGUCAGCAAGCCAUGGGCCUUCAAGCAGUGCAACCGCAGCAGCCACUGUUCCCAAGGCAAGGUUUACAGCAGACUCAACAACAGCAGCAAACUGCAGCCUUAGUCAGGCAACUACAGAAGCAGCUUUCAAUAAUUUCAACGAUUGGAAAGUUAGAGGAAAAGUGA
Bufo bufo (common toad) is the source of this 6444-nucleotide messenger RNA. RefSeq names its product mediator complex subunit 12L (gene MED12L). Gene Ontology annotation, molecular function: beta-catenin binding; transcription coactivator activity. NCBI's taxonomy places the organism in Eukaryota, Metazoa, Chordata, Amphibia, Anura, Bufonidae. Gene Ontology annotation, biological process: regulation of transcription by RNA polymerase II. The record is from RefSeq and is a predicted model, not a curated record. Bases 1 to 6444 code for a protein of 2147 amino acids. The transcript has 44 exons. Gene Ontology annotation, cellular component: mediator complex.